CAAGCCCAGUCACCCUCUAGACCGAGACGCUGUUCUAUCCAUUUCUCUGUCGGCAAGGACAGAGGAAAGCAGCAGAGUUUACAUACCUGCACUGCAGUUCCAACUUCCGAGGAAGCUUCUCGCUAUCUCUCUAUUGCAGCAGCAGAAGAAGAAGAAGAAGAAGAAGAAGGGAGCCAUGUCAGAGACUCAGUGCUGUCAGAACCCUCCGACGCCGAGCUCCACGAGCGUCGGAAUCGGAUGUGUCGCGGAGAUCGGCGGCCUGAAAGCUUACAUCACCGGCCCCCCUGAUUCCAACCUCGCCGUCCUCCUCGUAUCCGACGUUUUCGGUUAUGAAGCACCAAAGCUGAGGAAGCUUGCAGACAAGGUGGCCUCUUCUGGAUUCUAUGUGGUGGUUCCAGACUUCUUUUAUGGAGAUCCCUAUGUACCUGACAAUCCUGAGAGGCCUAUUGCAGUCUGGAGACAAUCUCAUGGAACUGAUAAAGGAUCUGAAGAUGCUAUAAGAGUUGUUUCUGCAUUGAGAAAUGAAGGUGUAUCUGCCAUUGGAGCUGCAGGAUUUUGCUGGGGUGCAAAGGUGGUUGUGGAACUAGGGAAGUCUGAUCACAUUCAAGCUGCGGUGCUGCUACACCCUUCACGAGUCACAGUGGAUGAUAUUAAGGAGGUCAAGGCUCCCAUUGCUGUAUUGGGUGCUGAGUACGACAAAAUGUCUCCACCAGAGCUUCUCAAGCAGUUUGAGGAAAUCUUAUCUGCUAAACCCGAAGUUGAUGCGUAUGUGAAGAUUUUUGCUGGGGUUGAGCAUGGUUGGACUGUGAGGUAUAAAGAGGAAGAUGAAGCAGUGGUGAAGUCCGCUGAAGAAGCCCAUAAGGACAUGCUGGACUGGUUCACUAAGCACUUGAAGUGAAGAUGAACUUGGUCACCUUCUGCUGCGUCUCCAUAUCCAAGGAAGAGAAUGACAAAGCACGAUCGUUCCUAGCAGUAGCGGCCUAUCAUCUGAUGGAGUCGAUGCUGAUUAGGAAACGUAUUCCUUAUGCAGAUGUAAUUCAGCUUAAAUAUAACAGAGCUUCCCCUUUCGUGUCUAGAGAUAAACGGAAGAGCUUUUUGGGGUUCUUUGAGUUUGCGUGGGGGGUUUGCCCGCUCUCUUGUACAUAGCAUGUAGUGCCUGGGUCAACUAAAACCUGGAUAUUUUCCUUGCAUAGGGUAUCUGUGAGCUUAUUAAUUUACAGGUUGCGGUAAUACUUGCUCAA
This is a messenger RNA of Syzygium oleosum, 1241 nucleotides long. RefSeq names its product endo-1,3;1,4-beta-D-glucanase-like. Gene Ontology annotation, molecular function: hydrolase activity. Lineage: Eukaryota; Viridiplantae; Streptophyta; Magnoliopsida; Myrtales; Myrtaceae. The record is from RefSeq and is a predicted model, not a curated record. The coding region runs from base 176 to 898 and encodes 240 amino acids. The transcript is spliced from 7 exons.